This is a messenger RNA of Rhincodon typus (whale shark), 12992 nucleotides long. RefSeq names its product dynein axonemal heavy chain 8-like. NCBI's taxonomy places the organism in Eukaryota, Metazoa, Chordata, Chondrichthyes, Orectolobiformes, Rhincodontidae. The transcript has 88 exons. Gene Ontology annotation, molecular function: ATP binding; minus-end-directed microtubule motor activity; ATP hydrolysis activity. Gene Ontology annotation, biological process: microtubule-based movement. Gene Ontology annotation, cellular component: dynein complex. The record is from RefSeq and is a predicted model, not a curated record.
UUUAUAGAGGAAUGAAAGAUUUAGGAGGUGGAAUUUAUUAAAACUAGGCUGCGAUUAUUUUUAGGCAUAUCGGCUGAAAGGACGAAAGCCUGGCUGAUUGUUGUUAGGGUUGGGGACCAGAGAAAUUUAAUUCCCUCACUGAGGCGAACAUUUGAAUCAUAUUUUGUGUCUUAUCGUCUGACAACAAACUUUGAAAAAUGAGUCAAGAUGGUAUUUCGCCACAUGUUAGUGGCUCUGUUCUGUUUGAUUCACUUGGUUUAUCACCGGAGAAAAGAUUGGGCAAAAUACGCAGAAGCACUGUCGGAAUGCUGGCCUUGCAAGAGACAAUAAAGGAAAAACAGGCAAGACACAGAGAAGCUAGGGAGAGAAGAAAAUUGAAACUUGAUCAAGCACAUCGAUACCUUAUUGACAUCUUGGCUGAAAGACUGCAGUUGCCGAAAAGUGAUGUUGAGGAAUUUAUUUUGGAUUCCUUAUCUCUUCAACCUUAUGAUGAUUUCUUUUCGAAAGGAGGCAGAAAAUCACUUAUAUAUAUAUACCAAGAAUCUGACCCACCAGGAAUAGACAGUGGACGAAUUAUUGCUGGAAUUCCUAAAGGGAGCAAAAUGAUGAGGUUGUUCCUGGGCAAUUUAUCUGAUGUUCGUUUAAAUGGUCUGUGCUUGUUCUUUGUGCGGUACAAAAAUGAUACUCCUAUCACAGCAAGAAAUAUACACGAGGAAGCAUCUUUUUGUGUCAUGGAUUGCAGUGAUGGAGUACUUUCUGGUGCUGCGACUUUGCUGGAAAAUAUUUUCUUACCAGCCAUUUCUGCAUCUGGAAACUGGGGUGCACUUAACCAGUACGUGCUGGCACAAAGUAAUCAAGUGAGAAAAGAGGCAGAAAAUUCAGGUCCACUCACAGAACUGGAACAUUGGAAAUGUAUGUCUGCUAAAUUCAAUUCCAUCAUCGAACAGCUCAGAGGACAACAUUGCAAGGCAGUAAUCAAUGUUUUAAAAGGAAGUCAGUCAAAAAUGUUAAAGAUGUGGCGAAAGCUGGAUUCUGAAAUCACUGAUGCAGCUAAUGGGGCAAAGGACAAUGUGAAGUUUCUGCAAGCAUUGGAGAAAGUCUGUGAGCCACUUUACAAUUCUGAUCCAGUGUUAAUUAAUGUGGCUUUAACAGAGACUUCUGACUUUGACAUCAGGGCUAUGGGUAUUCUGGACUUCCUGAAAUGUGCUGGUGAAAGCAAAGAAUGUAAAAAAUUGUUAGCAGAAUAUCGCAAAUAUUUUCAGAGUACUAAGAAGCAAACAACUGAAACAGUGCGAGAUACUCCAUUUGAUGUGUCAGAAAUGUACAUAUUUGGUAAACUUGAUGUCUUCUGCAAGAGACUAGAAAAGAUCACAGAAAUGGUUGAAACAUCAAAGACAUUUUCUGCAUUGAAGAAUUCUACAAUUGAAGGAAUUGAGAUACUCGCAAUAAAAUACCAGAAUAUCUACUUAAAUCUCAAAAAAAGCAAUUAUGACAUUUUGGAUCCUCGAAAGAAAGAAUUUAAUUCAGAAUAUGCCCUGUUCAUGAAGCAAAUAUUUGAUUUAGAGAACUUACUUGAUGACUUCAUGAGUAGCUGUUUUGCCAAAAUCAUUUCUUCACGGCAUGCUUUACAACUUUUGCAGAGAUUUCAGAAAUUGAAUAUACGAUCCCUUGAGUCAGAAAUUGAAGUUACGGUUGAACGUAUUCUUCAACACUAUUUUGGAGAGUUAAUGACCAUACAAAAACAUUACCAGGCCUGUAAAGAGAAUCCACCACUUGCGAGAAACAUGCCUCCUGUAGCUGGAAAGAUAUUAUGGGUGCGACAGCUCUUCAGACGUAUAUUUGAACCCAUUGACUACUUCUAUAAAAAUUCUGACAUUCUUAGAAGUCCACAAGGCAUCUCCAUCGUGCAUAUGUACAACAAAAUCGCUUAUGUACUGGUGAAGUUUGAAGUGUUACAUCAUAAGGCAUGGACAAAAGAAAUUUCAACUGUACAAUAUUGCCUGCAUGCAACUCUUCUGAUACGUGAUCCAGAUACUGGGAAAAUGCAAUCAAACUUCGAUCACAGAAUUAUUGAGCUUAUUCGUGAAGCUAAAUGUAUGAUAAAAAUGGGUCUGGAUGUGCCCGAGAUAGCCAAACGUUUGCUAAAGUGUGAAAAUGCAUUGAAAUCUAAUUAUGAUCUUUUGAAGUCUACUCUUCAAUUAUUUGAGAGUGUGUGCCAAGGAAUUCCGUCUGAGUAUGUGACACUGAUAACACCAAAAAUUAAUAAGAUUGAAUCUGUUCUGAGACAGGGAGCUGCCUCACUGAAUUGGUCAUCAAUAAUACUUGACCAAUUCUUCUCUGAUGUGAAUUCAGCCAUAGAAGAGUUGACUUCAUUGCUCAAGACAAUUGCUGAUUUGCGAGACGUGCAUAUUGAUGCAGUAUUGGAUGAAAUAGCCAAAAAGGUUAUCAUCAAUUUACCAGAGGAUCAUUCAUUAUCUUUGGAAGAAAUGCUUAGAUUCAAUGAGGCUUGCUGUGAAGAAUGGGCAGAAACUUUGGCCCCAAAAAGCAAAUAUCUUGAAAAAACUGUGGACAAACUGGUGGAAAUAUUUGUAGCAAUCUCUGACAGCGUGCUAAUUAAUGAAAAUGUAAAGCCUGCACCAGAACCAGAACGUAGACGAGUUGGAUUUUCAGGGGAUAGUGAAGAAGAACCUGAAUCUUUAGUGGUCCACAGCCCUGUUAAAAUAGAUGUUCAGCUGAUCAAGAAAAGUGAGGAGUUUGAAAAGGAUGUUAAAGAUCUUUACGCAUAUUUUAGCCAUCAUUUCAUUGAUGCCUUAGUGAAAUGUACAUCAUUGUCACUAGAUACACUGAAAAGAAGAAUAUUCAAGGGGACCUUUGGCUACUCAAGCAGUUUUGAGGAAUUUCCUCCCUUUUUGAAGGCUGAAGUGCUCUUGGCAAUUCCAAAUGUGGUUAUGGUACCAAAUCUGGAUGAUAUUCAGCAUGCAAUUAACAGGACAAUCCAGAUGGUUUUGGAUGUGAGCCGUAAGGUGCUACAUUGGAGGCAAUCAAAAAAUCACCAGGAGAAUGCUGAUGAUGCACAAAACAUUGAAGGUGCUUGAAAAAAAGGACAAAAGGAAGAGAGCAGUCAAAGUGAACAUCAACCCAAAAGAAAGUUGAAGAACUUCUAUCACAAUGUAGCAGAACACAAAGAUGUAAACAAAUUAGUCGCAAUACUGUCUGCUUCUGUCACCUCAUUGAGGGAUACCAUCACCAGUUCACUAGAACGUUUUCAAAAAUUUAAGAUGUUAUGGAUAGAAGACAGAGACACAACAAUUAAGAAAUUCAUGGAUCGGAAUCCCAGUCUGUAUGAAUUCCGAUCAGAAAUAGAGUUCUAUGCUACUUUCCAACAAGAGAUUGAGGAACUACCCUCCAGCAUUAUAUUAGAUUUUAUUGAACUGGACACAGAACCCAUGAGAAUGGCCCUAUUGGUGGAGGUCAAAAGUUGGAUAAUGUUACUUUGUCGGUUCUUGAAUGAACAAUACAAAGAAAAAAUGUCAGCGAUAUCAACAUUUGUCAGUGAACAAAUGAAAAAUUUGGCACGACCUAUUCAGGAUUUGGAUGAUGUUAGGUUUGCAAUGGAAUCUUUAGCAGAAAUACGAAGAAAUGAGAUACAGAUGGAUAUGACUUUAGGACCAAUUGAGGAAGCAUAUACAAUCCUGAAUAAGUAUCAAGUCGAAAUUUCAAAGGAGGAAGCAGAAGGAUCUGACACUCUUACGUAUUCUUUCAACAAAAUGCAGGUCAAAGCUAGAAAUGUGCAGGAUGAAUUGGUCCAAGUCCAGCCCAAAUUUAAGUCUAGCCUGCUGGAGUCUGUAGAUGUUUUCCAGAAGGAAGUGCUCAAAUAUGGACGACAAUAUGAAAGGGAAGGUCCAAUGGUUGCAGGUAUUCCACCUGCAGAAGCCAGCACCAGAUUACAGAUCUUUCAGAUUUCCUUUCAUAAUCCGAAGGAGCUGGGGUUGCUGCAGAAAUUGUACGGUUUAUAUGAUGCAGUGAUGACUAAUAUUAAUGGUUACUAUGAUGUGCUGUGGUCUGAGCUAGACAUUGAGAAGAUUAAUGCUGAGCUUUUGGACUUUCAGAACAGGUGCCGCAGGUUACCCAAAGGCUUGAAGGAAUGGCAAGCAUUUCUGGAUCUGAAAAAGAAAAUAGAUGACUUUAGUGAAUCAUGUCCACUGCUUGAAAUGAUGUCCAGCAAGUCUAUAAAACAUAGACAUUGGGACCGGAUAUCUGAUGUAACAGGGCAUACAUUUAAUGUGACAUCAGAAACAUUCACUCUUAAAAAUGUUAUGGAUGCUCCACUGCUUCAAUUUAAGGAUGAAAUUGAGGAUAUCUGCAUAUCGUCUGUGAAAGAGAAGGAUAUUGAGGCAAAAUUGACACAGGUGAUGCAGACUUGGGUCGGUCAGACACUAAGUUUUUCAAUGUUUAAGUCUCGAGGAGAACUAUUGCUAAAAGGAGUAGAGACAGCAGAAAUCAUAACAAUGAUGGAAGAUAGUUUAAUGAUUUUGAACUCUUUACUCAGCAACAGGUAUAACACUUAUUAUAAGAAGGAUAUUCAGCUCUGGGUGCAUAAUCUGACAACAUGCACAACCAUAAUAGAACAGUGGCUUUUAGUUCAAAAUCUGUGGAUUUAUCUUGAGGCUGUCUUUGUUGGAGGAGAUAUUGCUAAACAACUGCCACAGGAAGCAAAACGUUUUCAAAAUGUUGAUAAAUCUUGGAUAAAAAUUAUGCAACGAGCUCAUGAAAUUCCAACAGUGGUUCAGUGCUGUGUGGGAGAUGACACGAUGGGACAGCUUUUACCCCAUUUACAGGAGCAACUGGAGGUUUGCCAGAAAUCCCUAACAGGAUAUUUGGAAAAGAAAAGGUUGCUAUUUCCUCGAUUCUUCUUUGUAUCAGAUCCAACUUUAUUGGAAAUCCUUGGACAAGCCAGUGAUUCUCACACCAUUCAGGCUCAUUUAGCAGGAAUAUUUGAUAAUGUAAAUAAAGUGGCUUUCCAUCCAAAGGAUUAUGAUCGAAUGUUGGCUGUCAUUUCCAGGGAAGGAGAGCAAAUUCAAUUGGAUACACCAGUGAUUGCAAAGGGUCCUGUGGAGAUAUGGUUAGGUGACUUACUGCGCGUGCAACAAGCAUCAUUGCAUACUGUGAUUAAAUUAGCAUUCUAUAGCUUCAGCGAACCAGAAUUCCAGUUAAUACCUUUCCUCUAUGAGGCUCCUGGCCAGGUAGGAAUUCUUGCAAUCCAGAUAAUAUGGACACGGGAUUCAGAGGAUGCAAUUAAACUUGCAAAAGACAGUAAAAAGAUUAUGCAAACAACUAAUCAGAAGUUCCUGGAUCUGCUGAAUGCCCUUAUCAGCCAAACAACACAUGAUCUGACUAAAUUUCAAAGAGUCCAAUUUGAAACUCUCGUCACCAUUCAUGUUCACCAGAGGGAUAUAUUUGAUGAGUUGGUAUGGUGCUAUAUCACUCUAGCUCAAGCUUUAUGGAUGAAUAUGGGGGCGGCUCCUGCUGGACCUGCUGGUACAGGCAAAACAGAGACUGUGAAGGACAUGGGCAAAGCUCUUGGAAAAUACGUAGUUGUUUUUAAUUGUUCUGAUCAAAUGGAUUUCAGAGGACUCGGCAGAAUCUUCAAAGGUUUGGCACAGUCUGGUUCCUGGGGCUGCUUUGAUGAAUUUAAUAGAAUUGAGCUGCCUGUAUUAUCAGUAGCAGCUCAACAGAUUUAUAUUGUUCUUGUGGCAAGGAAAGAAAGAAAACGAAAUUUUAUCUUCACCGAUGGAGAUAAUGUAUCACUGAAUCCAGAGUUUGGCAUUUUUAUCACAAUGAAUCCUGGUUAUGCAGGGCGUCAAGAAUUGCCAGAAAAUCUAAAGAUCCAAUUUAGGACAGUAGCAAUGAUGGUGCCAGAUAGACAGAUCAUUAUAAGGGUAAAGCUUGCCAGUGUUGGAUUUUUGGAAAAUGUAUUGCUGGCUCAGAAAUUCUUCGUACUUUACAAACUCUGCGAAGAGCAACUGACUAAGCAGGUUCAUUAUGACUUUGGCUUGAGAAACAUUCUUUCUGUCUUGAGGACUUUGGGAGCUCAGAAGAGAGCACGGCCGGAAGACAGCGAAUCAACAAUUGUCAUGAGGGUACUGAGAGAUAUGAAUCUGUCAAAACUGGUGGAUGAAGAUGAGCCCCUUUUCCUCAGCCUGAUCAGUGAUCUGUUCCCGGGUAUACAGUUAGAUAGUAGCACCUACGUGGAACUGCAGGCUGCUGUAGCCAAUCAGGUGGAAAUAGCAGGAUUAGUUAAUCACCCACCCUGGAAUCUCAAACUGGUUCAGCUAUACGAAACAGCCAGGGUUCGUCAUGGGCUGAUGACAUUGGGUCCUAGUGGCUCUGGGAAGACUUGUGUAAUUCGUACUCUUAUGCAUUCACUGACUGAAUGUGGAGCUCCUCAUCGGGAAAUGCGCAUGAAUCCUAAGGCUAUCACUGCUCCACAGAUGUUUGGACGACUGGAUCCUGCAACUAAUGACUGGACUGAUGGGAUCUUCUCAACACUUUGGAGGAAAUCUAUCAAGUCAAAAAAAGGUGAGAAUAUCUGGAUAAUCCUGGAUGGUCCAGUGGAUGCUAUCUGGAUAGAAAAUUUAAAUUCUGUACUCGACGACAACAAGACUUUAACUUUGGCUAAUGGUGACCGUAUUCCCAUGGCUCCUUCCUGCAAACUGCUGUUUGAAGUACACAACAUUGAGAAUGCAUCUCCAGCCACAGUGUCCAGAAUGGGGAUGGUCUACAUUAGCUCUUCUGCUCUUAAUUGGAAACCAAUUUUAAAGGCGGUACUUUUGACUGGAGAACAGGGAACCGCAAAAACAGUCAUGAUUAAAGGCUAUCUGAAGAAAUAUGAUCCUGAAGAACAUCUGUCCAAGAGUUUGAAUUUCUCAUCUGCCACAGAACCCUACAUGUUCCAGAGAACUGUUGAAAGUUAUGUAGAAAAACGUGUGGGGAGUACAUAUGGGCCACCAAGUGGACGGAAAAUGACAAUAUUUGUUGAUGAUAUCAACAUGCCUGUUAUCAAUGAGUGGGGAGAUCAGAUCACUAAUGAAAUAGUGCGUCAGAUGAUAGAGAUGCAUGGAAUGUACAACUUGGAUAAACCAGGAGACUUUACAAAUAUUGUUGAUGUACAACUAAUGGCUGCAAUGAUUCACCCAGGAGGGGGACGCAAUGAUAUUCCACAGCGGUUAAAGAGGCAGUUCACAGUCUUCAACUGUACUCUACCUACUGAUGCUUCAAUUGACAAAAUCUUUGGAAUUAUUGGAAAUGGAUACUUUCACCCAGCAAGACUCUUUACUUCUGAAGUCACUGACAUGAUAACAAAACUUGUUGUCACAAGCAGAGUCCUUUGGCAGUGGACAAAGGUGAAAAUGCUACCCACUCCAGCUAAAUUUCAUUACAUCUUUAAUCUGAGGGACCUAUCUCGCAUCUGGCAAGGAAUGUUGAACAUAAAGUCUGAAGAAUGCUCUGAUCUGGAGACACUCCUGGCUUUGUUCAAACAUGAAUGUACCAGGGUCAUUGCAGACAGAUUUGUAAGUCAAGAAGACAAAGAUUGGUUUGAAAGUGCAAUUGCUCGUGCAAUUGAAAAAGUUGUUGGAAGAGCAGUAGCAGAGAAGAUUCAUGAAGAGCCGUACUUUGUUGAUUUCCUUCGGGAAAUGCCAGAGCCAACUGGUGAUGAGCCUGAAGAUUUUGUCUUUGUUGUUCCAAAAGUCUAUGAAAUGAUCCCAAGCUAUGAAUUCCUGACUGAAAAGUUGCAAUUUUAUCAGUCACAACAUAAUGAAAGUGUCCGGUCGGGCUUUUUUGAUCUAGUCUUCUUCAAGGAUGCAAUGACGCACUUGAUGAAAAUAUCACGUAUUAUCGGUAUGGAUUGUGGAAAUGCUUUGCUGGUAGGAGUUGGAGGUUCUGGAAAACAAAGCUUAACAAAGUUGGCAUCAUAUAUUGCUGGAUAUAAAAUCUUUCAGAUCACUUUAACCAGAGCAUACAAUGUUGGCAAUCUAAUGGAUGACUUGAAGAUAUUGUACAGAACAGCUGGGGCAGAAGGCAAGGGAAUCACUUUCAUAUUCACUGAUAAUGACAUCAAGGAGGAGUCCUUUCUUGAGUAUCUCAACAAUGUGCUUUCUUCUGGAGAGGUAUCAAACUUAUUUGCUCGGGAUGAACUUGAUGAGAUUACUCAAUCCCUGAUUGCACCAAUGAAGAAAGAAGCACCUCGCAUUCCUCCUACUUUUGACAAUUUAUACGACUAUUUUAUUAACAGAGCUAGAACAAAUCUACAUGUUGUCCUCUGCUUCUCUCCGGUUGGUGAAAAGUUUCGAUCACGUGCACUAAAGUUCCCUGGUCUGAUCUCCGGUUGCACUAUGGAUUGGUUCAGUCGCUGGCCCAGAGAAGCAUUGGUGGCUGUCUCACGCUACUUCCUUUCUGGAUUUUAUAUUGCCUGCUCAGCCGAGGUCAAAACCCAGCUGGUAGAAACAAUGGGUCUCUUUCAUGACAGGGUUUAUCAAACAUGUGAAGACUAUUUUCAGAGAUAUCGACGAAGAACACAUAUAACUCCCAAAUCUUACCUUGCCUUUAUAAAUAGCUACAAAUCUGUUUACACAGAGAAACAUGCAAACAUCAAUGAUCUAGCAGAACACAUGCAACUGGGUCUCUCCAAGCUUCUAGAAGCAACAGAAUCUGUCGCUGUCCUCGCAAAAGAACUAGCACAGAAAGAAAAGGAGUUGGCAGUGGCUUCGCGUAAUGCAGAUAAGGUUCUGGGAGAGGUCACAGUGAGUGCUCAAGCAGCAGAACUGGUCAAGAAUGAAGUCAUGCUAGUGAAAGAUAAAGCCCAGAAAAUUGUGGAUGAAAUCGAACUGGACAAAAAUAUAGCAAAGGGCAAACUAAUAGCUGCAAAGCCAGCUCUAGAAGCUGCAGAGGCUGCUCUGAAUACAAUAAAACCUGCUGACAUUUCUACUGUGCGGAAAUUAGCCAAACCACCUCACCUGAUUAUGAGGAUUCUUGACUGUGUGCUCAUUCUCUUCCAAAAAAAAAUGGAUGCAGUCACCAUGGACCCUGAAAGACCCUGUCUCAAACCAUCCUGGGGCGAGUCUUUAAAGUUGUUGAGUGGCACUGGCUUUCUCCAGGCCCUGCAGCAGUUUCCAAAGGACACCAUCAAUGAUGAAACAGUAGAGCUUCUCCAGCCAUAUUUCAUGAUGGAAGAUUAUACAUUUGAACAUGCUAAGAAAGUCUGUGGGAAUGUUGCUGGCUUGUUAUCCUGGACUCAAGCUAUGGCUUCUUUCUUUGCAAUCAACAAAGAGGUGCUGCCUCUCAAGGCUAAUUUGGCAGUACAAGAAAACCGCCUCCAACGGGCCAUGAAGGAGUUGGGAAGUGCCCAGGCACAGCUGGAUGAGAAGCAAGCUGAGCUCGACAAGGUACAGGCCAAGUUUGAUGCUGCCAUGAAGGAGAAAAUGGGGACUCUCAUGAGGACAACAGAAAUGUCCUCAUUGCACACUCCAAGAGAUUCAUUUUACCUACUGACUCAUUGGACACGCUGGCUUGUCACCAACCAAAAUGAAGAAGGGUUGGUGGGAGAUGUGCUGUUGGCUACUGGAUUUCUCUCAUACAGUGGUCCUUUCAAUCAAACCUUCAGAGAUAUAUUGUUUAAAGUAAUUUGGGAAGCAGAAUUGCAGAAAAAGAGAAUACCCUAUACAGACAGUAUGAACCUCAUAAGCUUUCUGGUGGAUCAGCCUACGAUCAGUGAGUGGAACCUGCAAGGUUUACCAAGUGAUGACCUAUCAGUUCAGAAUGGCAUCAUUGUUACCAAAGCAACCAGGUAUCCACUUCUCAUUGACCCUCAAACACAGGGUAAAACCUGGAUCAAGAGGAAGGAGAAAGAUAAUGAACUACAGGUAACAUCACUUAACCACAAGUAUUUCCGGAAUCACCUGGAGGAUUCUCUAUCACUUGGACGCCCUCUGCUAUUGGAAGAUGUGCAAGAAGAAUUGGAUCCUGCAUUGGACAAUGUGUUGGAGAAAAAUUUCAUAAAAUCUGGGACCUCCUUUAAGGUGAAAGUGGGAGAUAAAGAAACUGAUGUCAUGGCUGGAUUCAUGUUCUACAUUACUACAAAACUUCCAAACCCAGCCUACACUCCAGAAAUUAGUGCCAAGACAUCCAUCAUUGACUUCACCGUAACCAUUAAAGGUCUUGAGAAUCAGCUGCUUGGACGAGUGAUCCUUACAGAGAAACAGGAAUUGGAAGCAGAGCGUGUGCAGCUAAUCGAGGAAGUCACUGCCAAUAAACGCAAAAUGAAGGAUUUGGAGAAUAACCUGUUAUUCAAGCUCAGCACCACCAAAGGUUCACUGGUGGAUGAUGAGUCUUUGAUUGGAGUCCUUCAGGUAACCAAGACAACAGCAACUGAAGUAAGUGAGAAGCUGCACGUGGCAGCAGAGACGGAGAUAAAGAUUAACACUGCACAGGAAGAAUACCGACCAGCAGCUACUCGUGGGAGUAUUCUGUAUUUCCUCAUCACUGAAAUGAGCAUGGUUAACAUGAUGUACCAGACCUCACUUGCACAAUUUCUGAAAUUAUUUGACCUCUCUAUGGCAAGAUCUAAGAAGUCACCAGUUGCUUCAAAGAGGAUCAGCAAUAUUAUUGACUACUUGACCUAUGAAGUCUUUAAAUAUUCAGUGCGUGGUCUUUAUGAAACUCACAAGUUCCUUUUCACUUUAUUGCUGCCUCUGAAGAUUAACCUUGAGCGAGGUUACAUCAAGCACAAUGAAUUUCAGACCCUUAUAAAAGGUGGCGCAGCUCUUGACCUAAAAGCUAGUCCACCAAAACCCUUCCGCUGGAUCCUUGAUAUGACCUGGUUGAACUUGGUGGAGCUGAGCAAACUCUCUCAGUUUGCAGAGAUAUUGACCCAGGUAUCUAAGAAUGAGAAGGUUUGGAAAGUCUGGUUUGACGCUGAUGCUCCAGAAGAAGCUCAAAUUCCUCACGGAUAUAGUGACUCUUUAGAUUCAUUCUGCAAGCUAUUGCUUAUCAGGUCUUGGUGUCCUGACAGGAUUCUCUCUCAAGCUCGAAGCUACAUUUCUGAGGCAAUGGGAGCAAAAUAUGCAGAGCCAGUGAUUCUAAACCUGGAGACAACCUGGGAAGAAAGUGAUGAACUAACUCCUCUGAUCUGUUUCCUGUCCAUGGGAUCUGAUCCCAGCAAUCAGAUUGAAGGACUGGCCAAAAAGCUUGAAAUUGAUUGUAGGGCAAUGUCAAUGGGUCAAGGACAAGAGGUUCACGCCAGAAAGUUGGUGGCAUUAUCUAUGCAUCAGGGUGGCUGGGUUUUACUGCAGAACUGUCAUUUAGGAUUGGAAUUUAUGAAUGAGCUGUUAGAGACCUUACUCACAAGUGAAAAUGUCCACGAGUCUUUCCGAGUGUGGAUAACCACUGAACCACAUCCGAAGUUCCCAAUCACACUACUCCAGACAUCCAUCAAGUACACUAAUGAGCCUCCUCAGGGAGUGCGGGCAGGAUUGAAAAGAACAUUCACUGGAAUCACUCAGGACCAAAUAGAAUAUUCGAAUCUACCCAUGUGGAGACCACUAUUGUAUGCAGUUGCUUUCCUGCACACCACAGUCCAGGAACGGCGUAAAUUUGGCCCACUGGGAUGGUGUAUUCCAUAUGAAUUUAACUCUUCAGAUUUCACAGCCAGUGUCCAGUUCAUACAGAACCACCUUGAUGAUUGUGAUAAAAAGAAGGGAGUGUCAUGGAAUACCAUACGUUACAUGCUCGGAGAGGUUCAGUAUGGAGGCCGAGUCACGGACGACUAUGACAAACGCCUCCUCAACUGUUUUUGCAAGGUGUGGUUCAGUGAGAAGACAUUUGAUCCCAAGUUCAACUUCUACACUGAUUAUAUCAUCCCAAUCUGUGCCACAGUUGACAACUAUUUAGAGUAUAUUCAGACAUUACCUGCUGUUGACACCCCUCAGGUGUUUGGCCUACAUCCAAAUGCUGAUAUCACGUACCAGAGUAAUACUGCAGCCGAAAUUCUCAACACCAUCACCAAUAUUCAGCCAAAAGAAACUUCAGGAGGAGGAGGAGAGACUAGAGAAGCCAUUGUCUUUAAACAGGCCGACAGUAUGCUGCUAAAGCUGCCUCCUGAUUAUAUGCCGCAUGAGGUAAAAGCUCGCCUCCUAAAAAUGGGAAUUUUGAAUUCCAUGAACAUUUUUCUACGGCAAGAAAUUGAUCGAAUGCAGAAGGUUAUUACAAUGCUCCGAAACUGUCUGAAUGACUUAAAGCUAGCCAUAGAGGGGACCAUCAUCAUGAGCGAGAAUUUAACAGAUGCCUUGGAUAACAUGUACAAUGCCCGUGUACCCGGGCUGUGGAAGAGGAUUUCCUGGGAUUCCACUACUUUGGGAUUUUGGUUCACAGAAUUCCUAGAGAGAAAUGCACAGUUUUCUUCCUGGAUAUUUGAGGGCAGACCCAAUGUGUUUUGGAUGACAGGGUUCUUUAAUCCCCAGGGAUUCUUAACUGCUAUGAGACAGGAGGUCACACGUGCACAUAAAGGCUGGGCAUUGGACAGUGUCACUCUACACAACGAAGUAACAAAACUGAUGAAAGAUGAAAUCAAAAUACCACCCCCGGAGGGAGUGUACAUUUAUGGCCUUUACCUCGACGGAGCAGGUUGGGACCGGAGAAAUAUCCGACUGACUGAAUCAACUGCCAAGGUCCUCUUUACAAUGCUACCCGUCAUUUAUAUGUUUGCCAUCAAUUCCACUGCACCCAAGGAUCCAAAACUGUAUAUCUGUCCAGUUUAUAAGAAACCGCAACGUACAGACUUGAAGUUUAUUACUGCCCUCUGUCUGAAAACAGUCCAGCCACCUGACCACUGGAUCCUGAGAGGGGUGGCUCUGCUCUGUGAUAUCAAGUGAAACAGCAGAUGCUUAGAGAGAGUGUGUUUUAGCUCCUGCAUUUAUAUACAAUGCCUUAUAAAAUAU